Molecule: messenger RNA, 1939 nt
Organism: Suillus subalutaceus
Lineage: Eukaryota; Fungi; Basidiomycota; Agaricomycetes; Boletales; Suillaceae
Product: MFS general substrate transporter
Exons: 14
Coding region: 136-1782 (548 amino acids)
Biological process (GO): transmembrane transport
Cellular component (GO): membrane
Molecular function (GO): transmembrane transporter activity
Source: RefSeq, a predicted model, not a curated record
UGGGCAUCCCCCACAACUUAUACAAUUAGCCUGCCAAGUUUCAUAUAUUGAAAGGAUUUCUCCGCCUCUAUUCUCCGAGGUGUACACCAGCUCAUAAGUUGACUGAAGCCCUAUCUUUUUCGUUUUGAUACUAUCAUGUCCACAGCAAGUAUUCGCUUCAUCAGCGCCGUUGCUCCUGUCGAUAUCGAAAGCAAAGAUGAAAGCCAGUUAUCAAUCAUUAUUCCGUCUUACUCUCCUGUCAAGCCGAAGCUACCUUUGAGAUGGCAGGUGGUGAUCGUUGGAUUAACAUGCAUGUGCACAUUCGGACACCACUGGUCCGACGCUCUCAUUGCGACUCUGAAGACAACGAUAGAACACGAACUCAAGAUCAAUAAUUCCGAAUUUGCUACGCUGAUAUCUGUGACGAAUCUGGUUAACACGUUUCUCUGCAUCGCCUUUGGCUUCGCCAUCGACAAAUUUGGAGGCCCGCUGUUAUCUGCCAUACUCACCGCAUUUUUUCUUGCGGGUGCUGCAGUACAGGCUGGCGCCACAACAAAUGGAUUCAAUAGUUACCAUGUCCUCAUGGCGGGCAAGAUCAUUGCUGCCAUCGGGGACGGUUCGCUAGACAAUGCGCAGCACAAAAUAUUCACCACGUAUUUUGCACCGGGGAAUGGUUUCGCGCUGUCUAUAGGCCUCAUAUGGUCGAUGGCAAAUAUGGCUCAAUAUGUCGGACAGAGCACCGCGAACGUAAUGUCCCAAAACCUUGGCUCAUAUUCCUGGCCACUGUGGACAGGCGCCAUCAUGGGCCUCUUCUCGUUUCUAUGCGCUAUUUGUGUCUUUGUUCUCGACAAAUACCUUCGUUCACAUUACCAGGUCGUCGAUUACUGCAAACGGUUUGACCAACCAAGUGGAAUCAAAGUUAGAAGAUCUCAUUGGUCAGCUGUGCGCCAAAUGCCCUUUACGUUUUGGUUUGUAGUUCUUUUCGCAACCUUCCAAACCGGUGGCGUAGACUCAUUUGUAUCGGUAUCUACGCAAUUUGCACAGCAAAGGCUCAAGAAAGGAGCCGUAGUUGGCGGAUGGGUGUCGAGUUUUUACUUGCUCGUUCCUAUUGGACUUACCCCUUUCUUGGGCAUGUUCAUUGAUGCAUAUGGGCGUCGUGUAACGAUUUUGUUUCUCUCCGGGUGUAUGUUCCUCAUCUCCAUGCUACUGUUAAGAUUUUCGGAGACAGUGCCGACAUUUAUCUGUGCAUACAUAUUUUAUGCGUUUGCUCAGAGUAUCACCUCAGCUCCCCAAGUGGAGGUCGUGCGCAGCAUUAUACCUGAUCCUCGUUACUAUGCGACAGCCUUCGCAAUCAAGAAAUCGAUUGUUCAAGCCUCCAUCAUUAUCACCGUGACAGCAACAGGGAAGCUCCAAGACCUAUCCUCCACCGGCUCCCUCGAGGGUGCUGUGACGGUCUGGCUUGUGUACGCAUUCGCCUCCGUGCUCAUCUCAGGUAUGCUCCUUGGUGCCUGCUACACGUCGUGGGGACAGCGAUAUCUACCUGCCGUGCGACUCUCACAGGUGCGCCCGAGACAUGUAGAGAGGGAGGUGGAGAGACUUUGGGAGCUACGUCGAUAUACGGUUGCGGAAGAAGGCAAGAGGGACGAGAGCGUGAUGCCGAAGCAGAAGGAAUUGACAUUGAAAAGCCCUGUGCCAAGUUCUGUGUCGUUGUAUGCGCGCUGGGUAGCGCUCGGGGCCGGAUUCACCAUAGUCCUCACAGCAUGGGUGAUAUUUGGCUUUGGUGUUGAGUGGGGUGCACAGUAGAGAAACGCGAAUUGUACUAUUAACUUGAAUUUGCUUGUAACGUUGCGUAUGGCAUAGGGUUGAGAUAUAUUUGCUACUUCGAGUCUUUGACUGAGCUGCCGUACCCGCAGCUUUUGGACACUCCCGUAGGCGUGAUGGAAUAGAACAUCAUGAGCUA